This is a messenger RNA of Varanus komodoensis (Komodo dragon), 5796 nucleotides long. It is a transcript of the gene PPFIBP2, whose product is annotated as PPFIA binding protein 2. NCBI's taxonomy places the organism in Eukaryota, Metazoa, Chordata, Lepidosauria, Squamata, Varanidae. The record is from RefSeq and is a predicted model, not a curated record. Gene Ontology annotation, cellular component: presynaptic active zone. The transcript has 28 exons. Gene Ontology annotation, biological process: neuromuscular junction development. Gene Ontology annotation, molecular function: protein binding. The coding region runs from base 725 to 3547 and encodes 940 amino acids.
UGGUUAAUAUUAUGCUAUUAAAGGUCAGGAUGUCACCUAUGGAUGACAAAUAAUACACAUUAUUUAUGUAACACUCAGAUUUUAGCUUCUAAUUAAUGUGUUAGAUUCCAUACUCUCCUACUGAAAAUGUAUAGUGAACCAGAUGUAUAGUAAUCAGAACAUGUAGCAUUUGUUUUAGAUGUAGUUCUGUAGUGCGUAUUGGUUUUCUUCAUAUAUAAACAGUUGUGCCUAUGUAUCAGUUUCCAGAAAGCUGUACUACGAUUGUGCAGACUAAUCUCUGGUUUCCUAUGUCAAAAAGGACCUUAAACUGUGUAACAUUCUCAAAACCGUAGGAGUAAUUGGGAUUAUUUCCAAACAGACUUUGCCAAAUAUGUGCGUUCUGUCAAGGCAGCCCACAGAGGCGCUGGUCUUAGUCUGAGGAAAUGGAAGCAUGAUGGAAUUCCAGCAGCUGUGAGUGGUUUGUUUCAUGGAGAGGGGUUUUUAAAAAGCCGAACACCAGUUCUGACCCUCCUGCUAAUAGAUAUUCUUAAUGAAUGGGUUGCUGGGGGGCGAGAACAGCAACUGUGUUGUGGGGCAGCGCUCUGUGGAGUGAGGAGGCACAGUGCGAGGCUGCCAGGCACCAUUGGACUCCACCCAGGGAAAAAGUUUGAUAUGCAUUAUACUCACAAGCGCCUUGGAUAAGUAAAGAUUUGCAGAAAAGCUGUACACUGAAUUCUUGUAUCACAUGAUCCCGUUGCUGUUGCAUUCCUGGGCACCAACUGUGGUGUCCCAGGUGAAUCAACACACUCCUGCCAGUAAUGAAACAUAUCAAGAACGCCUGACAAGAUUAGAAGGUGAUAAAGAGUCUCUCAUAUUGCAGGUGAGUGUCCUCACAGACCAGGUGGAGGCCCAAGGAGAAAAAAUCAGAGAUCUAGAAGUUUGUCUUGAGGGGCACCAACUGAAGCUUAAUGCUACUGAAGAAAUGCUUCAACAGGAGCUGCUAAGUCGGACACUGCUGGAAACUCAGAAACUGGAUCUAAUGGCAGAAGUUUCAAACCUAAAAAUUAAGCUGGUUGGAAUGGAGAAGGAACAAAGCGAGUAUGAGGAGAAGCAGAAUAAAGCUGAGUCGGUAGUGAACCUGAUCAGUGACCUGCAAGAACAGAUGUGUAGACUACAGCUGGAGAUUAAUAGUAAAAUCCAGGAAAGAAAGACGCACAGUAGGAAGCCAAAUAUGGCAGCAGUUGGUUCUCAAGAUAGCACUGAAUUGGUGAUAGAGAUCCCUACCGAGAAGAAUUGUUCUCAGUGUGAUAAUUUGUUACAGGAAUUGAAGCACCUCAAGAUUAAGGUUGAAGAGCUGGAAAAUGAAAGGACACAGUAUGAAUGGAAAUUGAAAGCAACUAAGGCUGAGAUAGCACAGCUUCAGGAGCAACUAGCUCUUAAAGACUCAGAAAUCGAAAGGUUACAGAGUCAAAUCUUGAGGACAGCAACAAGUAACGAAAUUGCAGAAAGAGAGGAAGUUUAUAGGCGAAGGCUAAAAGAAAAACAUCAAGAAGUACAACAUUUGAAAGUAGGAAUGGAAUCGUUAUUAGCUGCAAAUGAAGAAAAGGACCGUCGGAUAGAAGAGUUAACUGUUUUGUUAAGUCAAUACCGAAGGGUGAAAGAGAUCAUGAUAGCAGUUCAAGGUACAUCAGAAAGAGUUUUAUCUGGAAGCUGUGAAGAUGAUUUCGAAGCAACUUUACGAAAAUGGAACCCUAUGAAUAAACCAGAGGUACCUCAAGGGGAAUUGAGCCAACCCAUGUUGCCCCUGCUGCCACAGAAAGGACUGGAAAACAGUGGAAGCUCUCCAGUUCCUUCAAAUAACCUCUUUUCAAUAAAUGGGGAAAGCCUGGAGCUCCGAAAUAGGGUACCACAGAAAAAAAUCUCAAGUAGUCUAGAAGACUUGCAAACCGAAUCCCUGGAAAAGCAUGUAGAUGGGAAACCAGUAGAACGUGAUAUAGCACAAGAGAAUAAGUCCUUUGUGAAAAGCAGUAAGUACCAAACCUUGCCUGGGAAGCUUCUUCGGCCAACACACAAUGGUGAUAAUGGGAUAUACAAUACACCUGCUUCUCCGCAUAUGUGUCGUGUUAAUGGCAGUGAGGACAACGGCAUACAAAGCCUGAAUCGCAUCAGGAGUGUCAGUGCACCAAUAUUAGGAGACUCUGGCAAUAUGGACAGUGCCGUUCCUUCAGAGGACCUUUCACCCUUGUCGUCUGGAACUGAAUCGGGUGCACAGUCUCCAUUAUCUCCAGAAAGUAAAAGAAGUCCAAAAGGCAUCAAGAAAAUAUGGGGAAAAAUACGCAGGACUCAGUCCGGGAAUUUCCCUGGAGAUGAUCUGGGCUUGGCUGAAUUUCGAAGAGGCGGCCUCCGAGCUACAGCUGGACCUAGGCUGUCUCGGUCAAAGGAUACCAAGGGGCAAAAGAAUGAUCAUAAUGCCCCGUUUGCCCAGUGGAGCACUGAACGAGUUUGUAACUGGCUGGAGGAUUUUGGUCUUGGUCAGUAUGUCAUUUUUGCACGACAGUGGAUAACAUCUGGCCACACACUUUUAACAGCAACACCACAGGAUAUGGAAAAGGAAUUAGGAAUAAAGCAGCCUUUGCACAGGAAGAAAUUGGUUUUAGCAGUUAAAGCUAUAAAUGCGAAACAAGAUGAUAAGUCUGCACAGUUAGAUCAUAUCUGGGUGACUCGGUGGCUGGAUGACAUUGGCUUACCUCAGUACAAAGACCAGUUUCAUGAAUCCAGAGUUGAUGGCAGGAUGCUGCAAUAUCUAACUGUGAAUGACCUCCUCUUCCUCAAAGUCACAAGUCAGCUGCAUCAUCUCAGUAUUAAGUGUGCCAUUCAUGUGCUGCAUGUGAACAAUUUCAACCCUCACUGCCUACGCAGAAGGCCAGCAGACGAGAAUAACAUUUCACCCUCUGAAGUGGUUCAGUGGUCUAAUCACAGGGUGAUGGAAUGGCUCAGAUCAGUAGAUCUGGCAGAAUAUGCACCAAACCUUCGAGGAAGCGGAGUUCAUGGAGGCCUCAUUAUCCUCGAGCCUCGCUUUAAUGGGGACACUCUCGCAAUGCUUCUCAACAUUCCACCUCAAAAGACACUGCUGAGACGCCACUUAACCACUAACUUCAAUGUGCUCAUUGGACCAGAGGCACAGCAAGAGAAGAGGGAAAUGAUGGAAUCUACAGCUUACACAGCACUGACUACCACUGCGAAAGUCCGGCCAAAGAAACUUGGAUUUUCUCAUUUUGGAAACUUGCGAAAAAAGAAAUUUGAUGAAUCAACAGAUUACAUUUGUCCUAUGGAUACAAGUCCGAGUACAACGAAUGGCACUCAGAAGAGUUGCGGCACAUACAAAGCGCAUAACGUGCUCCCCGACAAAGAGUUAGACAAACUGGAUCAGAUGGAGCAUUCAGAAGGAACAGUAUUGCAAAUAGGGGAACUCUCCCAAGGAAUAAGCAACCUCACGACUUUGUUAAGCCAAGAUCAGAUGUUGAAUGAUGACAGAUUUUUAACACCAACGUUUGACGAGUGGAGAUGAAGACUCCAUGUGACCAAUGCCAAUAAGAGUUUUGUUAGCAGAAAUGACUGGUGCAGGCUGGGUGCUAUAUUUAAACAAUUGUCAGUGUCCUUGCCACUGAAAUACAUAAUAUUUUAAGUGUUUUAAGACUCUUUGAACAAGAGAUACACCCUGCAGACUAGGUAUUUAAAACACGCAUUCAGAGAACCUAUGCAACCUUUUUAGAAAUGGGAAAUUGAAGGUGUGUAAAUAUAUUUUUAAAACAGUAUGAGCUGCCUGCUAGUGAGUGGUCCAUUUUUUAUAUUUUGUACCUUUAAGAUUUGCUUAUGGUGAAUCACUGGAACCAUUUCUAAGGUGUCCCUGCCUCAGAAUGGCUAGUGUAACUGAGGUGAGUGUAACAUUUACGUUCCAGUGCAACUACCAAUAUGGAAGAAACUACCCUCUAGUAUUACAAAUGCAGCUUCAAUCAAGUAAUUAGCACAAGAGCCAUCUUUUGGACACUAGAAAUUGCCAAUAUUUGAAAAGUUCAUUCCUGCUGUCUAGGCAAUCUCCUUCCUUCAGUCUACCUUGCAGUCAACUGAACUGUGGUCUGUAGUAAGUAUUCUUAACUUUUAUUUACACAACAAAGCCAAACCCCCAUAAUGCUGGAGUUAUUUCUUCGAUAUUUAAAUCCUUCUGUACCAGGUAUGAGCUAAAGGAGAACAUGCUUUGCUCAAGGAUUUAAGUGUGCCACAUCAGCACACAUAAUGAAUGUUUGUCUUAAAAUACAUUAGAACGACACAUACAGCUUUCUUGCAGUUCAAUUGUUGAGACCUGAUUUGUAAGGAAAUUAUCGUUAAUAAGCUUCCAGGUAUGUUGUUGUUGUUGUUUUAUCUUGGUCAGCUGGAAGCAAAACUUUCUUCAGAUGUUGUCUAGGGAGUUUAAGAUUAAGGGACCAAGUGGAAUCCCACCAGGCCCAGAUUUAUUUUCUGUCUUUCCUUCUGAUUUUCACUGCCUAUUAUAAUAUAGAAAUUUCAUUAAGAGUUCUCUAACUACCACAAUUGAAUUUAGCAGGAAUGGGGGUCUGUAUGUUACAAAACUCACGUGAAAAUGUCAUUAUGAUAGAGAAAACAGUACAACUUACUGACCUCUUGAAAUGCUGAUGAUACCUUUGGCACAAGAAGCAGGCUUUCACAACUUCAAAUCCCACAAGCCAUAACUUUGCCUUACUAAUAUAUUCCAGAAGUUUCUCUUUCUGUACCAAAGUUAAUUUUGAAAAGGCCAUGACUUCUGGUCCUCUAAAAUCUCCCUAGUUCUCUUUUGGUGUGAAAUGCCUAAGUUUACACCUGGAUCAGGAGGAGUUAGAUUAACUUCCACAGUAUCUACUAAUAUGGAAAUUUCCUAGUUUAACAAAUUGUAUCUUCCACUUCUCUGUAAUGCUAGUGUUCUGCAGAUAUGACUCGUAUAUUGCACACAGUUGUUUUAGCUUCCUUUUUCCAGUGAGAAUUCCUAGAGUAACCUUUCAACUCUGGCCUGCUCCAAAAGUGAUUUCAAUGGUAAACAGCAGCAACUUUGAACUUUUUUGUUUGUUUUUUCGGCAAUCCUGGCUGUUUUGUCCUAACGACCUCCAAGCCUCAUUUAUCAUUGCUUUAUGAACCCCUAAAGAUCAUUAGACAAGAGUGCCAUCUGCUGGUAACAUGACGUUUUGUUCACAAGAGACAUUCCACACUGUUCCCAUUCUAAUAAUAAUGCAACCGUGACUCUUUUCUUCCUGAAGACUCUGAGCAACAUUCAGCUAGAAGACAUUAAUUGAAACAUGCUAUGAGAAUAAAGGCCAGGCUGCCAACCAACCGGUGAAAGUCACGUAAUAGGCACUGGAUACUUAUCCAAGAGGAAUUCCUGAACAUCUCCUGCAGCUCUGCUCAACAUUCUACCAAAAGAUGUGAAUUUCAGACUAUUGGAGUUUUUGAACAUAUUCCACUUGUUUUAUACUUCUAGAUUCAGAAGACUCUUCCUACAGAAAUAUGUCAAACUCUGGUGUACAUAUUUUUUAAUACCUAAGCAUGCAUCCCAAUGUUUCCACAUUGUCUUAGCUGAACCACAGGUGGGAAAGUAGGCAGUCAGCUAAAAAGUGGACUGCUGUUGAACAGAGGGUUUCAAGCACAACAAUCAAGUGUGAGCAUCAAUUGUUUGUCAUGAAUUGUUUCCCUGCUUUAGUAUGAAUCUUUUGAAUCUGAAUAAGUUAAGAUGUGCAUGAAAAAUAUGGCUCAAUUAUAUGUAUUUAUUUCCUA